UUACCUUGAAAGAUUCUAGCGCGAGAUAGCGGAAAAGUCGAUAUCCGCGGGGUGGCACUUUCAAUUGUUUCGAGGGCAGUUUCUUGCAUGCACUCGGUGCUAUUCUUUUACUGCGCGAGGAUGUUGCGUUCUGGGAAGCAAUUUUAGUCGCGAAGGAAUAACAAAUGGAAAAAUUGUUCGAUAAAUAGUGCUUUUUAAUGGGUGGUACAGUUAUGUGGAAAAUUGCUUGGUUUAUGGUAAUAAUUUGUUGUGUUUCUCGCGUUACUUCUGUUCUGGAGAUCGAUUCCAUAGUUGUUGAACUUGUUAAAAAUUUGGAUUACGAUCAGCUGGUGGUUUUCAAGAAUUCCGAGUAUUUUUUUCGAAAUUCAGGUCUCAAACUUGUGAAACUCAUGGAACAGAUGAAGACGAUCUUGGUAGACAUCGACCACGAACAAAUUUAUUUACUGUCACUCGGAACAUCCAGAACGUCAACUCUGUGUAUAAUACUUCAGAACGGAGCGAUUGGCGCUAAUGACGUAAUGAGGUUUCUCGUCGAAGCGUCACCAGUGUCGACUCGUCCCAAGUGUCUGAUGUUUGCUGAUAACGACACGUACUCCGAGGAAAGUUUCGCUAGCAUUUUGCUGCAAGCUUGGUCACUGAAAUUUUUGGAUUUCACCAUUUUAUUCGUAAACGAUGAAGGUCAACCCCAAAUGAUCAGUUACAAUCCAUUCACCAAGUCCUACAUCACCGAAGAAGUAACCAACACCAGUCUACUAUUUCCUGAUAAAAUGAGCAACAUGAACGAGUAUACUCUGAGAAUACCGAUCUACUACCUUCCUCCAUACAAUUCUUUCGUGCUUCAAGACGGCGCAAUAACAUCAGUAGAUGGCUACGAUUACCCUUUCAUCGAGAUUUUUUCCAAAAAAUUGAACUUCUCCCUUCAAUACUUAAUAGUUGAAGAACGCUCGAACAUCACGGCGCUGUUUGAGAAGUUGCUCCUGCUAUUGGAGAACAACAAAGUGAGCAUACUGCCAAAACCUCUGUAUCUGGGAACGCACUACUACGGCAGAGAUGUGGUGAUUGGAAAAGCCUACCGGGACACCAACUACGUACUGGUUGUACCUGUUUUACCAAUGUCACGAAUGAGAGAUUACAUACGGAUGUUGACAAAACUGGCCUUCUUUCCAACGCACGUUCUGAUCCUCAAACUAAUCCUUAGUUUGAUGAGGUUUCGUUUGAACCAAUGGAUACACUUGUUACAAAUGCUGGUAGGCUCGGCGUUGACUAAACAGCCGCAGAAAGUGGCUGAACGGAUUGUCUUCUUUACCGUAGUCUUGCUGUCGAUGAUAUUUUCCACGGACGUGUUAGCAAGUUUGACGGAUACGAAGGUGGCCAGCAAUGAUAUACCGUUUGAAUCUUACGAGGAGAUCAUCUCUUCGAAUUUGAAGGUUUACGGGAGGAUAACGGGCUCGGAAAGACAAAACGAUCUAUUUAAAAAGCUGGAUGUCCAAAACAUCAGAAGUUUAUCCGAAUGCAUCUCUAAGUCGGCAAGAACCAAAUGCUGCAUUUGCAUAGCCCCAAAGUUAGCCGCGAUGUACCUGGUGGACGAAUUCGAGAAUAAGAGCGAGCCAACGCUGAAAAUAUCGCGCUUUAAGCUUUACUCGGACAUGUUGGCAUUUGGGUUUGAAAAGGCAUCUCCGUACGUCGAGAAAAUCGACCUGGUGUUGCAGACUCUGGUCGAAGCUGGAGUUCAGUCCGCGUGGAAGACCCGACAGAUGUACAGUACAGUCAAGGACCGAAAGGAACGUGACAAGAGGAGGGACCAAAAAGAAGACUCUUCGGAAAAAAUUGUGGUUCGGUUCACAGCGAUGCUGCUCGUUUUCCACGUGAUCGCUACCGUUGUCUUUCUUGUUGAAUUGUUAACCAAGAGAUUUGGUCCUCGGGUGAGGAGGAUGUUUGUCACUGCUUAAUUAAAUAUAUAAUA
Nasonia vitripennis (jewel wasp) is the source of this 1963-nucleotide messenger RNA. RefSeq lists its product as uncharacterized. NCBI's taxonomy places the organism in Eukaryota, Metazoa, Arthropoda, Insecta, Hymenoptera, Pteromalidae. The record is from RefSeq and is a predicted model, not a curated record. Bases 198 to 1949 code for a protein of 583 amino acids. The transcript is spliced from 2 exons.